This is a messenger RNA of Chlamydomonas reinhardtii, 1687 nucleotides long. RefSeq lists its product as uncharacterized. Lineage: Eukaryota; Viridiplantae; Chlorophyta; Chlorophyceae; Chlamydomonadales; Chlamydomonadaceae. Gene Ontology annotation, molecular function: glutathione transferase activity. Gene Ontology annotation, cellular component: cytoplasm. The record is from RefSeq and is a predicted model, not a curated record. The transcript has 12 exons. Bases 138 to 1238 code for a protein of 366 amino acids.
GUUCAGUGCGAGUUUGCUAACUGAGCGCUCAGUAAAGCUUAGUCCACUGUCGGUUGGUUUGUAGCCUUCGGUUCCUGGACAGUUCCAUCCAGCGGCAACGCCAGUUAACUACAGCGGUUACCGACUCCAAACCAACCAUGGCGACGGAUAAGCCGGUUGCUUUCCGGGACUUCGUGACUGCCGAUGGCCGCUUCAAGCCGGAAGCCGGCCGCUACCACCUGUAUGUGUGUCUGGGUUGCCCCUUCGCGUGCCGCUGCCUGGCAGUGCUCUACAUGAAGGGUCUGGAGCACGUGAUCGGCGUGUCGGUGACUCACCCCACCUUCCAGCGCACCCGCCCCGACGACCACGAGGACACGCACUGCGGCUGGGUGUUUGCCAAGCCCACGGACCCGCCGCUGACCGCCACCAACGGCAAGGGCGCCUUCCCCUGCACCGGCUGUGUGCCCGACACGGUCAACGGCGUGCGGUUCGUACGUGACCUGUACGAGAUGGCGGGAGCCAAGAAGGUGACGUUCUCGGUGCCUGUGCUGUGGGACAAGAAGGAGAAGACCAUCGUGAACAAUGAGAGUCCGGAGAUCAUGCGCAUGCUCAACUCGGCCUUCAACGCCCUGGCCAAGCACCCGGAGGUGGACCUGUACCCGGAGGCGCUGCAGUCCACCAUCGACGACACCGCCGCCUGGGUGGGCCCCCACAUUAACAUGGCCGUGUACCGCUGCGGCUUCGCACCCGACCAGGCCGCCUACGACGCCGGGUUCAAGGACCUGUUUGCCGGCCUGGACCGGGCUGAGUCCGUGCUGGGCGGGCGGCGCUACCUGACCGGCGACACUCUGACCGAGGUGGACAUCAAGCUGUUCAUGACGCUCAUCCGCUUCGACGAGGCCUACUUCGUGUGCUACAAGACCAACAAGAAGCUGAUCCGUGACUAUCCCAACCUGUGCAACUACGUGCGCGACCUGUACCACGUGCCCGGCAUCGGCCGCACCGUUGACCUGUACCACAUCAAGGCCGCCUACUUCACAUGCAAGCCCGACAUGAACCCCAACGUGAUCAUCCCGGGCGGCGGCGACGCCUGGUGGGCACAGCCGCACGACCGCGCUGACAAGUUCGGGGGCAAGCGCGAGGGCGGCGGGCUGGCGGGCUGGCUGCAGAAGCUGCCCGUGUGGGCGCCGCACGCCGCCGCCUCUGCCGCCGCGGCGCUGGUGGCGGGCGCGGCGCUAGGGAGCAGCCGGCGGCGCUGAGCGGGCGCUGUGUAUGUGGAGGUGUGGUUGCAUGUUUGGAUGUCAUUUGUGUGAAGUGCACCAGUGAUGCAUUUUGUGCAUGCAUGCAAGGCGGAUGUGCAUGUGUACACUUCACGGAUUGCGCGGGUUCUUUCAGGGAAUGGCCGAAGCGGGGGUUGUCCCGACAUGGCUGCAGCCUUCGGGUGCGGCUGUUUGCGCAAUGGCGGUUUGUCGGCCGGCGCGUACAUCUGAACAUCAAAACGGAACUCAAGGUCUAGGUUGCGGUAGCGGAUGAAAAAGGCGUGGGCCGUUUAGUUGCAAAGCGGUUCAGGCGAACAGGCGAUUGGGGUGGCAGCUGUGGGUGGCAGUCCGGGACAGCCCGACGGUUAUGGUUCGGCACCAUGGCCUCGACUGAUUCCAAGCGCGUCAGAAGGGCUGUGAAUCCUGUCAUGUUGUAACUCGCUUGACAU